Gloeophyllum trabeum ATCC 11539 is the source of this 1095-nucleotide messenger RNA. RefSeq lists its product as uncharacterized. The transcript is spliced from 6 exons. The record is from RefSeq and is a predicted model, not a curated record. Lineage: Eukaryota; Fungi; Basidiomycota; Agaricomycetes; Gloeophyllales; Gloeophyllaceae. The annotation marks the transcript as partial.
AUGCCUCGCAAAACCUCCAACGCUAUCCCCACUCAGCCUCCGCAUACUGAUGUCAGCCCGACCUUGGCCUCUACUGGGAAUGCGCAGGGUACGGUCCCGCCCGUCACGAUUAUGAAUACUCGUGGACGCCGAGGCGCUUCGUUGGCCACCGUCCCCGUUGCCAGCUCUGUGACGACGGUUCAGGCACUGGGCACUGCCGACGAAACUAGCAUCCCAGCAACGCGCAGCGGUAGACGGGUCACGAUGACUGCCAAAAAGGCGGAUGCCGUUAACGACAAGCAGGAAAAGGCAAAUGCUGCAACUAAGAAGGCACAAGUCACGGCUUUGCGUGCACGUCAAGCCAAUGAAGAAGCUAGCAUUGAAUCUGAAGAAGAAUACGCCGACAAUACGAUUUCAAAGGUCAAUGCCGUCAACCAAUUCACGUUUACUCCAGCUGUUGGCAUCGAGGAACAACCGCGGCGCCCGAGGAUCAAUCACCGUGAUAACACAGGGAUAACCGAUGAGAAUGAGGAGCCAGGCUCUCCUCGUCAGCCCAAGCCUCCUAAGCGCACUCUGGUUCGUCGGGCUGGGCAUGUUCCACCCGGUGGGCGGAUUGCCCACAUUUGGGACGACUAUGACGAUGAGGCUGUCCCGAUGGCUGCUCGGAGCAAUGCCCGUGAACGCCCUGGCACCCCCCAUCCGUCCCGACAUCGCGAUGUGGAUGCGCUUCCUUACCAUGAGCAUGGGCAGCCUCUCACUCGCCAUGGCUCCGAAGAUGUCCCCGCACCUCGCUCGUCCCCCGCAUCCACUGCGAAGAUGCGCGCCCGUCCCGAAACGAUCGCCAUCGAGACAACACAUGUAGUGAAGAAGCAGAAGAUGACGAUGUCAGGCAGCGGUUCUCGUGGCCGCUUGACUGCCGGCGAUUUCUCUAUGCUUGAGCAGUCGCUCCUUGUUGUCGCUCAGCGCCAUUAUCGGAGCCUUAUAGCUACAGACUGGCCAUACCCGGACCUCACAGAGGCGACAACGUAUGCCAAGGAUGCCUGGGCGAAGGCUUGCUCAGGCAAGAAUGUGUCUGUGGCAUUGACAGACGGCCUCAGUACAUUGGUGCAUCUUACA